UUAUUGUGCUUGAUCCAAAGAUAACAGUACCUCAUUACAUAUUAACUGGAUGGGAAAGGCUCUGGGGGCAAGGUCUCUUUGGGCAUUUUGGGAAUACCUAAAUCUUUGUUGUACCGGAAUGGCAGGUGAAUGAUGCCUCUGCAUCACAAAUGCAUUUGUGAAUUGCACUUAUAAGCCAGUUAAACUGCUCAAUUCGCCUCUAUUAUUUACUCAAUUUACUUAAUGCACAAACCAAUUUUUUUUUUCCUUUAUAGAAGGAAAGAAACUUUCUUUCCUUUGCAAUUUACCUACAUGGGAUAAUUUUCUGAUUUUUUUUUUUUUUUUUAAUGGAAAUCUACCUGUUGAGUUCUUGGUGAAGCUCUAUGUCUGCCGUGCUCUGCAGUACAGGACUUAUUUCAGAGAAAAACACUUCCAGUUCUCUGUAGUAGAAAAGAGAAUUAAAACUUAUCACAGAGUGUCUAACACUAUGCUUAUGAGUCUGAGUCAGCUAGAGAGGAAUUUUUAUUUCCUGAAUGUAAGCUGUCUAUAUUCACAUUAAAAUUUUCAGGAGGGUGAAGUACCAUACCUUAAGCAUGCAUCUGAAAUCUGACAAGCAGAGGCAAGGCAAUUGUCUUGCUGUUUAAUUAUUAGUUUUCUACUGGCAAUUUACAGGUUACUCCCAUUUGUUGUGUAGGACUGUGAAAUGGUAGCCCAAAUUUUAACUGAACUUAAACUCCUUGAUGAACUGUGGUUCUUUGAAUAUAUUUCAAAUAGCUGACUGUUAAAAUCUAAAUACAGUUUGUCUGCUGUUCAGUUGAUUUGUGUGUUGUACACCCAUAGGAUUAGUUUUAUUUGCAAGCACCCAUGAUCUGAUUGUUUAGUGAUCAUAGUCUUCUUUACCACAGAAUGGUCCAUUUCUGGUUGGCAAAAUGUGUAGAAAAAUAUCUCAAAGUUAAGAAUAUAAUUAAUUUAUACAAUAACUGUAAAGAAUGUAAUUCCUAUAAAUGGAAAUACCUUCUGAGGCCUGCAUCUGAGCAUGGUUUGGCCUGUGACUCAGGAAUACUGAACUGCACUGUGGAGGUUUGGUGCAUAGUAAAGAAGAUCUAAUUAUUUAUUAAGUGAAUAGAUUUAAACUAACCUUCUCAUGAGGCUGUUUCUGUUAAGUGUUGGCUACUCAGCAUUCAUCUAGCUGCAAAGACAGAAGUAUUUGAGGGAUAAGAACUAGAUAAACAGAAUUUUUAACAUUUUUUGAAAGUAUUUGGAGUUCCAGAAAGUAUAUUAACAGCACUUAGGUUUUUAAAGUCCAAUACUUGUAAGUCUGAAAUACUUAAAUAUGAAAAGAGGUGUCUCUAUCUCAGGUACUUAUGUUAAAUAGAAAGUCAGAGGAGAAAAAGGAAAUUACAUCACAUUGUCAAAUAAGGAACAGCUAGCUGGAGUGGAUGACUUGUAGUGCAAAAAUGUGCCCCUCCUCCUGUGAAUUGCUUCUGAGAUUUGUUAAAGAUAAUGUGGUGGCAAGGUGAGCAAAAAUAGGUUGUGGAUUUAAGGUAGACACAUUUCUUCCCCUCCCAAAAGGGGUAAGUAGGUCUUUUUUCCUCCCCCUCUUUCCCAUUUCUUACAAGAAGAAUGUAAGCUCCUUGUCAAGAGUGCUGCCUUUAUAAAACCUGUCAAAAGUUCAUACAGGCAUUCAGAAAUCUGUACAGCAAGUUGCUGUAUUCCAUGCCCAUUAAAUGAAACAUUCUAGAGCAUGUUUUGCUUUACUGUGCAUACCAGAAAGAUUUUCUUUGUUAUGAACUUAACUUGCCUCAGAUAUUCGGUUGCAUUGGGGCUGGGAGAACAGGGAACAGAGUAAUAAGAUUCUGUGUGUGAUUAGUGAUAGGUAAUAGGCUGAGCUAAGAUGUAUGCAAAUGCUUCUCAGUUUCUAAACAGAGGAUUACUGUUGUUAUAACACAAGUAUUUAUUAAUAUGUAGCUGCAUAAAAACUGUGUAUUUGGGAUUUUUGCCGCAAUUCAAUGUACAACAAAUAUCUUUCCAAAGUUCUCACUAUGUAGAUAUGCUGCUGUUUAUGGAUACAUUUGAUUAUUUUUGGCUUACACAUAACCAUCCUGUUGAAGUCUGAAGGUGUAUUUGGCUUUGUAAAAAAAUUUUUAAAAAUCAAUCUCCUCUCCAAUACUUACUAUUAUUGAUAUUUAUUAAUACAAGCAGAUCUGGAUGAUUACAAGUACCUUCUUUGCACUGUUACCUUGCCUUACAGGGAAGGGUGUCAGUAGCUUCCUAAUGCACCAGCAAAUCUUCUAAUUGCCUUGGCUUGUAAAUGCCCUGUAGAAAUUACCAGCCAUUCUUUUAGUUUGUACUCCAUUUCUUUCGAAUAACACAAACUAGAGAAGUGCUUCAGAAGUCUUCAGAAGUGCUUCAUGCCAUAAACUGUGCAUAAGUAGGUCACACAAGCAGGGUAACUGAAAGCCCAUUCUGUGCAAACCAGCAGCACACAAAUGUGAGCUCAAGAAUGCUUCAUUACUGCGUAGUGUCCAUUUUCUUUAGCAAAUACACUUUGAUGUUUCUUAUGGCUAAGUUUAAUUCCUUAAACUUUCAAGGAGGCAGAAUUGGGACAGCAGUUAACAGUGAAAACUGUUGAUGUUUAUAUCUUUGUGGCUGACUUUUGUAAAUUUUAUUUUUUUAAAAACCAAUUACUAGAAUAUAAUAUGUACCACUCAUCUUUAAUAAAAGCAUGCUGUCUAAAACAUAAACUUUGUAUUUUGUUGCUGUUCUCAUGUCUCCUUCUUAAGAUACUGUCUUCAAACAAACUUAUGUGUGUUUUAAAAUACAAGCACCAUUUCUCUAGACUUCACUGAAAAAGUAACUAGGUGGUUUAGUGAAAGCACUACCUCUCUUGAUAUCUUAGCUUAAGGCACAGAGGACAGUUUCAUAACUCUCUGAAAUGUCAAGGCAAAUCACCUGUGAAUUGGCAAAGAGGUCAUUGAUGAAUGAAACAAGUUUUAUGGCUACAUAAAUUGUGCUUUAUUUUUAAAAAAUAAAGACUGAUUGUAACAAGUGAAAAUUACCUUUUCCUAGAGUAUGUAAAUAUUUAAGUCUGUUUCAAAUGUUGAGCUUAGCAUUCCAGAGAGAUUUCAGAGAGGUGAUUGUGCAACUAUCAGUCUUGAGAGCUGAGAUUUAGACAGCAUUCAGAAAGCUGACACAGUAAUUACUAGUAGUGGUUUAGGCGUGGGAUUUGGUGGAGGUUGGGCUUCUUAACAAGCCCUGCAAGGGCUGUAUGUUAUCACAGCUAGCACGUUACAUGUGCUCAAACUACAGCAGUUGUUCCCCCUCCUCUCAUUUUUUAUAUCAUAAUCAAUGUCUCAUGGUCCUGUCAGAUCUUGUACACACACUGAGGUGGAGUACAAUCAUUUGCUGACUAAUCAGUGUUCUGUGCUGCUGCUUUUUUAACUCGUGACUUGCAUUUGAUUUCAGAAAUAUUGAAAUGGAUAGCAGGCAUUAGCCUUAAGCUCUCUUAAUUUUCUUUCUUUGGUAGAUUUGUUGCUAACAGGAUAGAAUCCGUGAGACAAAAAAAAUCACAGUUCCAUGGUGUGAGCUGAUAAUUUUGAAUGUGAGCUGUUUUAUUUUGAAAUUAUGUUGAUAUGAAGUAGCUUUAGAAUUGGUGCUGUAUGUGUACUGUGCUGUUAAGUCAUUUUGACAAAUGGGUAUCUCUAAUAUUCUGCUCCCUGAAGACAGUGGUUCUGCUUGCACUUACAGGACUAUGUUAUUGCUUCCUGGGGCUCUGUGUUUUUUUUAUUUAAUUUUUCUAUGAAAUAUCUGCAGUCCCUGUUACUGGGAAGGGUCCAACUGAACUGUAUUAUGCAAAAAUUUCCAGGGUUCAGCUAGCUUUUUAAGGAGGUUGUCUGAAGGGGAAGAACAUGGUCUUUACUAAAAUCAGGAGGGCUGAAUGAAGUAGGACUGUGCUGUAUUACAUAGAACACUGGUUUGGCCCUUGUUCACUUCUAUUAAAGUCUCCUGUCUAGAGUUAUUCUGAAAUGCCUGCCUAAAAUAUAUCGGGUAUCUGGCAGUGAGUGAAACAAUCCCACUUUUGUUGACACAGACAGUCAUGAUUGAGAAAACCAUCACACUCCUAACGAGAAUGGCAUUGUCUCACACAUCAAACAUACAUACAGUCAGAAGCUUCUGUUUUCUUAAGAUGAUCAACACUGGACCCAAUUCAAAAUUGAAAGAGCGCAGCAGAGUUGUUCUUUCUCAAACAAUUGUUUAUAAGUUGCUAAUAGUGAUGCUGGAUUGCAAACUAAUCCUCAGACACCUGGUUUGCAGUCCUGCUUAGGAGUCUGCCCAUCCCUCACUCUGCAGACAAGAAUAAUAGAUCUUUCCUCCUAAAGGAAAAGGAAGAUUGCACAUCUGCAUAGAAUGCCUGAUUUUGGGCAGAUUUACCAGAAGCAUAAGCUACUACCUGUGUCUGUACCACAUUUUCUUGCAGUAGCACACUGUGAAGGGGUUUUCUUGACAUGUCUGCUGAGCCCUGAUAUAGCCAGCUGUUGAUUGACUUUUCUUUAGAUGGGAUUCUUUUGGUGGAGGGAUAUGGACAAAUUCACAUUAAGAUUAUAUGCUCCUAGUAUUGAUUCUCAAAGGAGAUACAAAUUAAACUGUUUUGCGUGGGGUUUGGUUUGGCAGGUUUUUUGUCUGUUUUUUUUAAAUGGAUCAUAUUGCACUUGCUGAAUGUAGGAUAUUUGUGUAGAUGAAGCAGAGACCCAGAGAACAUCUUUUUUAUAAUCUUGGACUUAAUUUCUCCUGCCUUCAGAAUGCUGACUAAUUUUACAUUGCCCCUUUCCCUCCCUGAUGAAUUCCCUAAACAAGUCCUGUGAGUUAAUUUCUUCUGUAGACUGUGAUUACUUACUCAAUAUAAAGCAAUUGCCAACAUAUUUUUUCUGCCUUAAAUAGGCCAGAUAAAGCAUUCUUCACACAUUCAAAAUAGAUUUGAAUGCAGCAGGGCAGUUUCAGCUGAGAUUAUUUCAAACCACUAGGUUUCCAAUUUGUUAAAAAUAGCUAAAAGUCUUGAGGCUGUUUUAAAGUACCUUAAACUUUAAGUUAGUUAAAAAUAGUUACUGUUUUAUGUAAAAUAAGUUUUAGAAUUCUAAUUCAGGGGGUCAGUAAUUCUGUUUAUUGGUGCAAAGGCUAUGGAGGAUAAUACUUAACUGCAGACUAGGCUGUUACAUGUUGGCUACACUGGAAACUAAAAUCUUUAGCAGAAAGAUACAACUGAAGACAGCCACUGGAAGGUUAGACUGUUCUAGAAAACGUCUUUAAAAAGUUUUUUUUGUAUAAAUAACUAGUAGUUUAUGUUCAAGGACUGAAGUUGUGGGAUAUACAACUGCCAUAUAUCAAUAUCUUAACUUUUCAUUUUUUUUUAUGGAGUGUAGUUCUUCAAGAGAACUUACCUGUUUUGUACUUUAAUUCUGCAGUCAGAUUCAAAACAAGAAGUUUGGUGAAGUUUUCCAGUUGGCACAUUUUAGGAUAGGAGGCCUUUCUACAGAGCUGUUUAAUUCCUUGAACACCGAAAUUUCAGAUGAGACAUGGAACAUCAGAUUUGCAUUUCUGAUAUUUAUGCCCUCUCUCUUGAAGGGAAUGAAAACUGCAGGAAACCUGCCAAGUCCUGAAUAUCAAGGGUUGUGAGACAUCCUCAGAGAACACUGCAUGAUGUCAACUGCAGGAGUUGCUGCUCAGGAGAUGAGAGUCCCCUUAAAAACCGGAUUUCUUCACACCAGUCAAGGCAUGGGCAGUCUGAAAACCUGCUGGGGUACCCACAGUGGAUUUGAAAAUACUUUCUUUAAUGUGGACCCUAUAGCAGUGACAUAUAAUUUAAACCCAUCAACCGAGCAGCAUUUGCCAUCCAUUGGGCACUCUUCCAACCAGGCUUCCAUGAAUGACCACAUUGCUGGAAGUUGUAUCCAAGUCCCAACUCAGAAAUCCAGUCCACCUCCUGUAAGUCCCAAAAAUGAGCAGCCAAUUUCAAGGUACGAUGACCAUCUCGUUCCUGGCUUUAGUAAACUGUCAUUAACCAUGGGCUGUGUUUCUGAAGAAACACCUCCUCACAUGCCAAUAAGAAACGGACCAAUUCAAUUUCUGUCUGCAUCUUCGAAUGAUCGCAGCUGCAGGCCACUGCCCCCUCUGCCUAUAUCUGAAGACUUUACUGCAGAUGAGGUUGACAAAGAGGUGGAAUUCCUGACUUCUUCAGAUACUGACUUUUUGUUAGAAGAUUAUGAACUUCCUCCUUUUAAAUCCAGUGCUCCAAGCCGUCGGAGCUUUAGGGGCUGUGGACAAAUCAACUAUGCGUAUUUCGAUACUCCAACAGGACCAAAACCAGAAGAUGCCAACCCUACACAAAGCCUAAAUGUGUACAUAUCCAGUAUUUAUCCUCCUCCACAGCAGCUGCAUCGACGCCUGCGAAGGUCCCAUUCCGGGCCAGCUGGAUCUCUCAAUAAACCCAUAGUAAGACUAACUGGACACUUAAACAGGUCGUCUCCAACUUCUGAUGAAGAUAAACCAGAGAUUCCACCAAGGGUUCCCAUACCCCCAAGGGCUCUCAAGCCAGACUACAGAAGGUGGUCAGCAGAAGUCGCUUCCAGUGCUUACAGUGAUGAAGACAGGCCUCCCAAAGUGCCCCCCCGGGAACCUUUGUCACGCAGCAAUUCCCGCACCCCCAGUCCCAAAAGCCUUCCAUCAUACCUCAAUGGGGUUAUGCCCCCCACCCAGAGCUUUGCACCUGAUCCCAAGUAUGUCAGCAGCAAAGCUCUACAAAGACAAAAUAGUGAAGGAUCUUCCAACAGGGUCCCUUGCAUUCUUCCAAUUAUUGAAAAUGGUAAGAAGGCCAGUUCAACGCACUACUAUCUGCUACCAGAGAGACCUCCAUAUUUGGACAAGUAUGAGAAAUUCUUCAGAGAAGCAGAGGAGAGGAGCUCUAACACUGAGGUUCAGUCCUGGUCUGGUGACUGCACAGCCACCUCAGCACCAAUAAAACUGGACUCAAAAGCCAGAAUGGAUAUAGGUGGUCCCCUGAAACGAAAACACCUGUCCUACGUGGUUUCCCCAUAGUGUCUGGGAGCAGUCUCAGCUCAGUUGUUUGGGAUGGAGCUGAACUUUAUCAUGUUACAAAGUUCUUACGGUUCACAGAUAAUGAAGUAGGAGCAGUUUGUCCUCUAAGAACUGAAAAGUGGAUGGUAAAGUCCUCUUAUGCUGCAUAUAUUCGAUAUGUUUCUUAAGACUUUUUUUGUCUUGGUAUGUAAGCUGAAACCCUACAAAGAUUCUGCAGAAACAUGGAGUGAUAGUAGUCACAGUUGGCCAGUUGUAUGCUACCUAGAUGAACAUGUUUGGUAGUCAAGAUUAUGAAAAAAAAAAUUAAAAAAUCAAUCUUUGCUUAAGAGUCACUUAUAAAGCAGACAACAGACCAAGUAAUGCAGUACAGUUUUUGUACCAGUUAUUUUUCAAAAUUUCUUUUACACAGUAAUUCUACUGAGAACAGACUGUCCUCUUUUACUAGGAUAUGUCUGGUAAGAAAGUAAAUGCGAGAUCUGAUACCCACUUCAAGACUUGGCAAGCAUCUUGAAAGUGCAUUUUGAAAGAUUAAUCUAUCUUACAAAUUAAUUUGAUGCUAAUAGACUUUUAAAGUGAGUUAGGUUUUGUGAAUUCAGUUGCUAGACACACUUGGUUCAAUUUUGCAGUUUUUCCUAGAAGAGACUUGGACCAGCUAUUGCUAAGCCUCUGCUGCUGCUCUUUUCCUGCUGGAUCCUAGGAAUGUGUGAAUGUGUCCUGAGCAGCCACAGGGUUGCUAUUAGGUAGGCAGUAACAACUAUGUGCUCACAUAGAGUCUGAAAUUAUGACUGUAUUAAAUACAGAAACACAGCACAAGCUGGUCUUGUGGUCUGGUUUCUGUUCAGUAUUUUAGGGGAGGAGGAGGAGAGUAUGAGGAAAAAAACAUGAUUCCAUUCAUGGACAGUGUCAGUCCCAUCUCUUGCUGCUUCAGAUGCUGCUUCUUGCUGUUUAAUUUUUCCUCACUGUGCCUCAGCCAUUCACUGAAGUUCACUGAGGUGCCACCUUAGCAGAUUCUUGUGCUCAGUUUGGUUACACUUAUCCUCUUACAGAUAAGCACAAGAGAAAGGGUGCUCAUUAACAGGGGUACAGAAGAUGAAUGUGUUCCUCCUAACAGAAGUAAACAAGGUGUUUACAGUUUAAACUGCUGAAUGAGAUGUUUGAGCUAUUUUAAAGCUUACUUUUUAUUUGUUUUAGUACAAACUAAAUGAAGGUGAAAUACAUGCUAUAGAAAUGCACUGAUAUUUCUGCAUUGUGUACAGUAUUGAAUAAAAAAUAAUUCACUUUGUAUUUUGAAUAUUGUCAUGUCUUGAGUUUAAUAAAGUUAUAAAAUACUUAUUUAUGAUA
Messenger RNA from Parus major (Great Tit), 8409 nucleotides. It is a transcript of the gene ERRFI1, whose product is annotated as ERBB receptor feedback inhibitor 1. NCBI's taxonomy places the organism in Eukaryota, Metazoa, Chordata, Aves, Passeriformes, Paridae. The record is from RefSeq and is a predicted model, not a curated record. The coding region runs from base 5671 to 7068 and encodes 465 amino acids. The transcript is spliced from 3 exons. Gene Ontology annotation, cellular component: extrinsic component of cytoplasmic side of plasma membrane. Gene Ontology annotation, biological process: regulation of keratinocyte differentiation; negative regulation of epidermal growth factor receptor signaling pathway.